Molecule: messenger RNA, 3832 nt
Organism: Mugil cephalus (flathead mullet)
Lineage: Eukaryota; Metazoa; Chordata; Actinopteri; Mugiliformes; Mugilidae
Product: amphoterin-induced protein 2-like
Exons: 2
Coding region: 390-1904 (504 amino acids)
Cellular component (GO): plasma membrane
Molecular function (GO): protein binding
Source: RefSeq, a predicted model, not a curated record
UGUUGUUCCGUAUUUAUUCUCCGGGCGACCUCUCCCACAGCGACACGCAACCCGACCUGCAGGUGAGCAGGUUCAGCUGCGUCUUCCCCGUUUCCUUCCUCGCAGGCUCAGACACGCAUUAUUUGAAUAAACGGGUUUGUGGAAACGAUGCGCUUUACUCCAAAAAAGAGCCAAGUUCCCCCGAUGAUUUCGGGAUUCGCAAACGGGACGCGGUCGCGCGUCGAGUCCGAGGAGCGCGUCCUGCUAUGAGGGAAGACGGUUCGAACGGGCAGCAGCAGCAGCAGGGCGUAAAGUUCAUCAGAGCCGUGCAUUAUCAGCAGCUUGUGGACCUGACAUGUGCACACCCAGUGAGACGGUAACCUGAGAUCCCAUCCAGAGGGAAAACCAGGAUGCAUCCCAUUGCGUCAGAGCUUUUAGGCAAGACCAAUGGAGGCAGUGGUUGCAACGCUGCCGCACCAACCGUGCUGCUCCUCCUGUGUCUUGGCCUCCUUCCCUCUGUGGCCUCUUGCCCACCCUACUGCCUUUGUGCGAGUGAUAUAAUUUCCUGCAGCGGACGAAAUCUGUCUGUGCUGCCCAUCGAUCUGCCAAGCUAUGCCACACGGCUGGAUCUGAGCCACAGCACCCUCACCGCCCUGCAUGUCGGCUGGAUUUCCCGACCGUUUGACAGGCUCGCUACACUGGUUCUUAGCAAGAACUCCAUAAGCGAAAUUGACGUGAAUGCCUUCGCUGUGAUGCCGCAUCUCCUCCACCUGGACCUCUCAUCCAACCAACUAUCAGUGUUGAAUUCGUCCAUCUUCACCGGGUUGAAGGAACUGAAAGAGCUGCUGCUGUUUGGCAACCAGAUCGCCCGCAUCGAACAAGGGGCCUUCAGCAACCUUUACAGUCUGCAGAGGCUCUACCUCUCAGCAAACAGAUUGACUGCCUUCCCACUGGGGCUUUAUGAGGAACCUGGAGGUCCUCGUAACCUAACAUUUCUUGACCUGUCAAAGAACAGGCUCUCCAAGGUGCCCGUCCAGAGCUUGCUGUCUCUUACCCGCCAAGGGGACAUUUAUUUGCAGGGAAACCCCCUGGUCUGUGACUGUGCAUUGCUUGCCUUACUGGAGUAUUGGAUGUGGAAACAGUAUCGACCUCUGGUGGACUUCAUUGGUGACUACCCGUGCCGAGAUGGUGCAGCACCAGGAUUUAAAUGUCCGUCACAGGAAGCAUUGGAUAUGCCGUUUGAGGAGCAGACCUAUCAAGUAGAGCCUGGUAAAUGGUUAAGUGUGCCAUGUCCAGGAUUGACUUUGCCGGUCCAAGAGGACCAGGUGGUUUUCUGGGUUACCCCCAGGAUGGCCCUAAAUUCAUCAACCAAUGAUUCGAGUGCUCAUAUAACAGUUCUUGCCAAUGGCACCCUUGAAAUCCAAGAAGCGAUGAUUAAUGAUUCGGGCACAUACGGGUGCGUGGUAUCCCGUGGACGCCACUAUGAUCCCAGCGAAUCUCUGGAGGUCAGCGUGGUGGUUGGAAACAUAAGCUCUACCGGUGUCAGUGGCUCAGCACAUCGUAGCGGUGCGGAACAUUUCAACACAGCAUUCACCACCCUCGCUUCCUGUGUGGUCAGCAUCAUACUGGUGCUGCUUUACCUCUACCUCACCCCCUGCCGGUGUCGGGGAAACAGAGGCGGGGGCUCGGGUGGAUGCGGCGGACGAGCAAUUAUCCUCUGUUCGGAUCCCAGAGAGGUAGAGUCAGGACAGCGGCGGUCCAAUGGAAAGAGGGUGGCGUUCUUAGAGCCUCGGGCUGAAGACACAGAUAUUGGCGGCCCAAAAACACCAGCAGUGAACUUGGGUCAUAUCACCACAGAGGGAAUUCUAAAGAAUGGAAGUAGGACAGUGGGACAGACCCUCACAGAUCCUGUUCACAUGGCAUAGCAAGAAACCUUUUACACAUUCCUGUUUUUAGUGUGGUCUGAACCCAAGCAGUCUUUUCAGUGUCCUGUUUCAUAUACACGGAAAAAAAAAAUCAAUUUGAUGAAAAGUAGUGCACUGUGAUUCUUGUCAAAUAUUUAUGCAUAUUUGGGUUUGGCUAGUUUGUCUAAAGCAGAAAAUCCUGUUAUUCUGUGGGCAGAAUUUCAAUUAUGUCUCAACAGUAAGCGGUGUCUGCUUUUCAUAUUAAGACUUCAUAUGGAAAUGUUGCUUUUACUACAGGAAAGAUCACAAGGACCAUACAAAUGUGCGUGGGUUUUUUGUAAAUUCCGCUGAGAGGAAUAUUCUCACUUGAUUUAAUAAGCUGUAGGAGGUGGUUAUUAUAGAGCGUGUACCAUGUAUUGUGAAUAAUGCCAUCGUGGUGACCCUUAUUAUAUUUAACCAUCUGUCUCGUAGUAUGGAGCAUAGCUUGUUCCAAACAUACCAGUGACACGUGUACCUGUGAAUUUCCCUUUUUAAAAAAACGACAACAGAGAAAUAAUAUAAAACAUAUCGUGUUGCUAUUAAGUAGAACCCUAAAAAUUGAACUCUGUGUAGUAUGAAAUAUAGAUUUGUGUUGAGUUGGAUUAAAAUGCUGAUGAAAAUUUGAUGAACUGUUAAGAGGAUGGUUACAUGUGUGGUAUCAGGCCAUUCAGAUAUUUAAUUUGGUAUUCUCGGACUCAGACUAAUGGAGGUGAAAGGAUAUUUGUUUGUGCGGAAAAUCACAGAUAAAAACUGCAACGUUCACAAUCUUAAGAGCAGUCAAUCAAAUGACUGUGCUGUUGGAAGGAACUCACACAAUGAGAUAAGCAAAGAGACAGAGAAAGCCAACAUGUAUGACUUCACAUUUGUUCCUCCAGAGGGAGCUAUAUCAAGUUGAUAAAUUGCUUGCGAUGUCACCUUAGUCGGGUGUUUGAAAAAAAAAAAAAGAGCAAAUGCCCGGGAAAGAAGUUAGCUUGCUGGACAUGGCUAGUAGCUUCUGGUCACUAGCGUAAUGUGGCUAAAUCUCUUGACCAGAUCGGUAGGUCUGUGUUGAAUCCUGGGUAAUGUAGAUGCCAGAGUUUUGACAAGAAGCAGAAUGCAUGGAAAGCAAUACCUUUCAGGUUCUUCAAACACGGGAGUGUCACAGGAAUUCAGUGCUAAUUAGCAGCGCACUCUUUUAAAGGUCACUUUUCAAUGCUUCUGAGGCCUCAUACAAAAAUUCCAUUGAGGGCGAUCAGUGAUAUUAAUGACAAAAUCUACCAGCAUGAACAUAUAUCAUGCUGGAUGUAGGAGACAGCUAUGUGUUGCCGGAUUCCAGAAUAGAUCAGGUUAAGCUGGAGCGCCACCUCAAAACAACACCUCCACAGCAGAUCCACACAUUUCCGUCAGCAUUCAGGUCCAAACCUGCCCACCCAAGGCAGGCUUGGACAGACACUUCAGAAGGCUGGUCUCUUGUCCAAUCGAUCCUCGCUCGUCCUAUUAAAAAUGGACUCCUCUGCUUGCCGUCUACCUUGUCACACCGACCCAUGGCUUCUCAGAUUCACUGAGGAAUUGAUCCUUAUCAUUUGAGACAGAAGAAGAGUUCGAGUUUGGUGCUGAAGCCAGUGUCAGCUCAUAUUAAUGUCACAGAAAACAGAAGUAAGUUUGCCAGCUUGCCCCGAGCUCACUGUGACCCACAUUCCUCUGUCAUCCAUAUGUCUGAUUCUUAUAGGUGUGUGGAAUAAUUUCCAAGGUGCCAAGAGACCCAGUAAAGUUUCUUCAGGCAUACAUGUCUACGCCAUCACUGUCUGAAUAUUAGCUUUAUUCCAAUUUCUUUUUUGUUUAAUUAGACACAAUAGAAUACUACGAAAGGUACACUUUGUCAUAAUUGCAAUGAUAAGAUUUGUAAGUAUAAAAUAAAAUGUUUUGGAUGA